AUGAGUGACCAACGCUCACCUUCAGAGCAAGGUCACUCUGUGCUGAGAUCAACUGACAUAGUCAAUGAGUUAAAUGCUCUGGUUUAUCAAUACCAAACGCAAACAACAAAUCUAAAUGCUGUAUUACAAGGCAACCCAAUUAAUGUGACACCUUUGAGCGAAAAUUAUGAUAAUUCUGCUACUGAGGACUUUGAAACGAGUAAUGAAAGUGAUAGUAAAGUGGAAUGGCAAACUGUGACAAGCAAAAGACGUCAGUUAGGCUCUCCCACUAUUGAUCACAAGCGAACAAGGACAGACAGCAAUAAAAACAUAGUAGAAAAUAUUAACAAUACUAUAAACAACAACAACAACAAUAACAUAAUCAGCAACCCCAGCAGCACAAACAUGUUUGCCGGAUUACAAGACGAGUCAGACGGUAAUAAUGAACAGCAGAAUGAAGAAGAGACUACACCAAAACCACCACCAAUUAUUAUACCAAAUAUAAGCGACAUUAGCGGUACCAGCAGUGAUGAGGUAGAGAUAUUGAACUUUCUCAAAUCUCCAUGUCAAAUGGACUUACCAAUCAGUAAGAUAUCAAAUAAUGAAGUUACUACAGAAAUUCAUAGAUUAAAUAACUACAAAUCACCUGGAUAUGACUACAUCGAUAGCAAAAAAUGUGCCAUUGUGGUCAUAGUACCAAAACCCAAUAAACCCGAGAAUAGUGCCAAGUCUUACCGUCCUAUUAGUCUGAUGGUAACAUUCGAAAGAAUAUUUUUGCAAAGAAUGUUGCCUGUAAUUGAGGAUCAUAGCAUCAUACCUGAACAUCAGUUUGGGUUUAGAGUAAAACAUGUUGCUGCUGAAUUGCUGCAGAAGACCCGAAUGCCGAAUGCCGAAUGCCAACAGCCGAAAGCCCAAGCGAAACCAAAGUCAAUGGGGGCCAACAAACAACCCAAUCAACUGCAGGAAACUGCGCUCAGCUAG
Messenger RNA from Anastrepha obliqua, 960 nucleotides. Its product is annotated as formin-J-like. The transcript has 4 exons. NCBI's taxonomy places the organism in Eukaryota, Metazoa, Arthropoda, Insecta, Diptera, Tephritidae. The record is from RefSeq and is a predicted model, not a curated record. Bases 1 to 960 code for a protein of 319 amino acids.